Molecule: messenger RNA, 1221 nt
Organism: Gigantopelta aegis
Lineage: Eukaryota; Metazoa; Mollusca; Gastropoda; Neomphalida; Peltospiridae
Product: G-protein coupled receptor dmsr-1-like
Exons: 1
Coding region: 1-1221 (406 amino acids)
Biological process (GO): G protein-coupled receptor signaling pathway
Cellular component (GO): membrane
Molecular function (GO): G protein-coupled peptide receptor activity
Source: RefSeq, a predicted model, not a curated record
AUGGGGAACCCGUCGGACUGUCCAUCUGAAUUUCACCUGCGUCAUGAUAAACCAGGAACUUCUACACGAUCUCUUAUUGACACUGGGUCCAUGUCGAAACAAGUGUACGACGACUUCAUGUAUUCGUCUCAGUAUGUCCAGUUUUUCCUGGUUAUUCUUGGCAUCCUCGCCAACGUGUGUAACAUCACGGUGUUCGCCCGUAAACGAAUGAGAAGCGCAACGUCCACGAUUCUCACUUUCCUCAGCUGUUCUGAACUGGGAGUCGCCAUUGUCGAAGUAAUCGUGAUGUCAUGCACGGCUGCGUUGGGAAAGAGGACAUACACGUCACACUGUUUCUGGACUUUAUUUCAGUGGACUCGAGCCUACUUGAACAUUGUUUUCCAAAGAUGUUCUUUCUUUUUCAACACAUUGGUUGCAACAGAAAGGUUUAUUGCAGUCCGAUUUCCUUUCAGGGCAAAACAGAUUGUUCGACGCAUGCAUCCUGUUGUGCUGUGUGCUGCAGUGACUUGUAUCAUAACCGGAAUGCACAUAUUUAAUCCUUUGAAAAUGCAAGUAUUACCAGUUCAUACUGGGCGCGGAAUAAUUUAUAUUACCGGACACUCUCAACUAUACACCAACGACCCUGGUACGUUUGAUGUUCUCUCAAUCGUGACAAAGAUUACAUUUUCCUACAUUCCUCUCUUUGGAGGUCUUGUAAUGAACAUCUUGAUGGUCACUGUUUUAUGGAAUCACAGAAUACGAAUGGCGUUAAUGUGGGGGAAUUUAAAUCCACAGCAGCGAAAUGAGAGUCGCCAAGUCCAGUCAACAGUGACUAUUCUGAUAUCGACCUUUUUGUUUAUUCUUCUGCCUCUACCAAGUACAGCAACCACUUUUAUCGAACGUGCCAACCCAGAGUACGGAGAACAGAAAAAGGAACAUUACUUGUUCCGUGUCAUCGUCUUGUGUAGUGGCGUGUUGUAUCUUCUGAGUAUGUCGAUGGACUUUCUUGUUUACAUGAUUCUGAGUCGAGCGUUUCGACAGACUUUCAUUUUUUGGUGCAGAUCCCUGCUUUGUCACCUUAGACGUGCUACCGUCGGUGAUGGUACGUUGGUGACAGAGUCCGUAGUGAUGUCUAAAAGCGUUAGCAAGAGAGUGGAAGCGUCAGUGUCGGUGCUGGGGUUUCCAGUAGAGGAUGUCAACAUAGUCAUGGAUUCACUGAUAAUACCCGAUGGUUACUAUUAA